Schistosoma bovis is the source of this 6346-nucleotide messenger RNA. Lineage: Eukaryota; Metazoa; Platyhelminthes; Trematoda; Strigeidida; Schistosomatidae. The record is from the annotation of a GenBank genome assembly.
AAUAUGAGUGAUUUUAAAAUGAUUUCCCGACCUUGGGAUCUAGAAGCGGUGCUUUAGUGUUUAACGUUACCGUCAUGGUGUUAGACUUGGAUCUUUUCAGAGUCGAUAAAGGAGGUGAUCCUGAAGUUAUUCGUUCCAAUGAGAUAAAAAGAUUUAGAGGUACCAAACGUGUCGAUUUGGUACUAGAGGCAGAUGAGAAUUGGCGGAAAGCACGUUUCAGAGCUGAUCACUUAAAUAAAGUGAAAAACUUCUGCAGCAAAGCCAUUGCUAAGAAGAUUAAAGAAAACAAAGACAGUCCGGAUUUUGAGUCUAAUUUGUUUGAUGUUGUGUUCGAUCGCCUCGACUCACUUGUGGAAGCUGAUUUACAGUCCUUGAGUGUGGCACAGUUAAAGUCGUUGUCCUGUCUCAUUGACGAAGAAAUAAAGAGAAAUGCGGCUAUUGUAACUGAGUUCGAGUCUGUAAGACAGCAGCAGUUGUAUGAGAUUGGUAAUCUCCUACACCCAGAUGUACCGAUAAGCAACAAUGAGGAAGACAAUUUGGUUAUUCGAACUUUCGGAAAAAGCGAUUUUCGAAAACCUUUAUCUCAUGUCGAUUUAGUGACGAUGGUAGAUGGUUUUGACGGUGAACGUGGAAGUACAGUAGCUGGAGGUCGUGGAUAUUUCCUAAAGGGCCCGCUUGUUUUCCUGGAACAAGCAAUCAUAAACUUAGCUCUACAAAUGCUAGAUGAACGUGGUUAUACGCCACUGUACACUCCAUUUUUUAUGCGCAAGGAGGUUAUGCGAGCAGUUGCUCAAUUAAGUCAAUUUGACGAAGAGUUAUACAAAGUUACUGGCCGUCGCGAACUCACUGCCACAACCAAUCACGAAUUACAAGCAAAUGAAAAUGAAGAGGAAGAGAAAUAUUUGAUUGCAACAUCCGAACAACCAAUCGCUGCAUUUCAUCAAGAUGAGUGGUUACCCAUUGAUCAAUUACCGAUUAAGUAUGCAGGGAUCUCGACUUGUUUCAGACAAGAAGUUGGUAGUCAUGGUCGUGAUACUCGUGGAAUAUUUCGUGUUCAUCAGUUCGAAAAAGUUGAACAGUUUUGCAUUACUAGUCCGCACGAUAAUCUGUCAUGGGAGAUGUUUGAUCAUAUGAUUUGUAACGCUGAAGCAUUUCACCAGGCUCUGAAAUUGCCUUAUCGUGUUGUUUCCAUUGUGUCGGGUGAGCUAAACAAUGCUGCAUCAAUGAAGUAUGAUUUAGAAGGUUGGUUCCCUGGGUCUGGAGCUUUUAGGGAACUUGUAUCUUGUAGUAAUUGUUUGGACUAUCAAUCUCGUCGGUUAGCAAUUCGUUUCGGUCAAACAAAAAAAAUGAAUAAAAGUGUUGAAUAUGUACAUAUGCUCAAUGCAACGAUGUGUGCAACCACUCGAGUUAUUUGUGCGAUUCUAGAGAAUUAUCAAACAGAACAUGGGAUUAUUGUACCUGAUGUUCUAAAAUCAUUUAUGCCCAAAAGUUAGUGUACUUUUUUGUUAUUAAUGAAAAUACUUUUCAGUGGGCUAUAAUCCAUUUUUUAAAAAUUCAUUCUAUGCUUAUGAUUAUACGUUAUGCAUGAUGGUUUCAUAAUGUGUUUUCUUCACUGUUUGUAAGAUUUAAUUCGUUCAACUCAGUAACUAAACUGUCCACUUAUGUAUUAGGUUUUAAUUCGCAUUUUCUGAGUGUUGGUGUUACCGCCAGAGUACUGGAGUCGAAGUACUCUGAAAUUUUGUUUUAAAUAGUUGAAAGUUGGUUACUUAAACCAUUAACCCUCCACUUAGUGUUCAUAGUCUUAAAAUAUUAUCACUUCUUACUGAACAUUAGUAUUUUUAAUAGACUAUUAAAUACAUGGAGGUUUUCAUUCAUCCGAAUUAUUGCGAUAUUGUGUAUGUAUGAAGUGAGAUGAUGAUGUAAUUAGCCAGUUUAUGCCGUUAAUUUUACCAAGUUAUUUCAGUCAAUAAUUAAAUAUAUCUCUCCAUCAAUCAUUUUACUCACAUUUAAUCAUAUAUUCUCAUGUGUUUGUGCAUUUGAAAGUGUCUAUUAUUUACUUUUUUAUUGCUUGUAAAUGUACCCCAUCAAUAUUUCGUGGUUCAUACAUAUACACAUAUUCGUUCUUAUGUAUAUUCUCUCCUGUUGCAUGGUUUGGUUGAUUUACGCUUGGCUGUUGAGCUGUUACGUUUUCAAUGAAGUAACUUCGAUCUGAUUUCGUAUCUGCUUUCGAACGUCUCGUGGUAAAGUAAAACUAGUUAUUACCUCGGGUUUUAUAACCAGAGUCGUAUAACACUGAUUAACUAGUGGUGAGCCAACGUAUGAACUUGCCACAGCCUACGACGAAACCGCCUACAAAAUAAUUUGUUUGUCACUAAUUUGCAAUUAUACCUACUCACCAUCAGGGUGGAUCACUAUCUGUAUUUAAUUAGUGUAUUAUUACAUAUUUUUGUGGUAACGUGUGACUGCAGAUCAGAGUGAAGCGUAUUUAUCGAUCGAUUCAAUGACACGAAAAACACGUAAGGACGACCUAGAGUCCCGAUUGGCCCUGCUUCGCUGUCUAGCCCAGCCAGUUGAGUCCAGAACACAAGUCUCAGCCUCUGAGUUAUGAAUCAUUAUAUUUCAGACAUACUCUGUUUAUAUACCAAUCAAACAAACCACAUCGUACCAUAAAAUAGAAAACAACAUUUGUACAAUAUUUAACAAGUGAAGUAAACAUCGACCAAUAGGGAAUGUCCAUUUAAAGUUCAAGGACACCAUUAGACUUAACAUGAUAAUUAUUGGCAUAUUUUUCUGCACAUCCUAACAAUUUUGCUUCAUAAAUACUGUGACAAUACGUCAGUAUUAACUAUCGUAACAAUCGCAUGAAACCGUUACUUAUUACACAAUAAACAUACUAGUAACCUUACUCUCAUUCUCAAAGCAUAUAUUCCCUCGUAUAACAAUUCUGUUCUCCUCUUUAGUCCGUCGACUUUGUCAGUUAAAGUCACGUUACGUACAUGGUGGAUCGUUUAAUAUCAUCUUUUGUGUGUUCUAUCGGGUAUUCUUGCUAGCUUGUCAUUGUCGCUGUCACUGAAAUCUAGAGUCUGCUAUAUAAUUUGCGGCAAUUCACAUAAUCAUAAUCUAUCGAAUAAACUACCAUCUACUUUCGUACUUCCCAGCAAACUUCAUUUGUGAUUACUUUGCUACGAUGACUUUCUGCCUCCUAUUCGUACCUGGAUAAUUAGUUGGUCGAUAACGUCUUAGAUAACGCUCGUAUGACUGUCUGUUUCAAGUCAUCGUAUGACGUUUUCAUUUAUAGUAUGAGUACCGAAUCUUGCAUCCGUUCAGAUGCUUCAUCUGGUAAGUGUUAUAACGCUCGAGUUUAUUUCGUCUUUGCGAAUGAAACGUCAAUUUGCCUUAGACGGAUAUCUACACUAGAUUCGCUCCCAGUGUUUAUGCUACAGGAAUUCAACACGACUCAGAUCAUGAACACGUGAUUAACCUGACUAGAACAUAAAUAUAUUUCCGCACCAAAAAUCGUCAACAACCCGACACAAUCCAACAACAAUCAAUAAUAAUAAGGAUAGGAGAAUAUAUAACUCAUUUAACGCCUGUCAGACCAUCUACAAUUCUGACCAAUCAAACAACCAAUCAUUAUCAUUCUCGCCCACACAUCAGUAAGUGUGGACUAGUGAUAGAACUCGUCCUUUUGUCAAGUUUCACGAUUGUGCAUAAAAUAAUACUCAAGCCUAGCGAACCAAAGUUGUGAUUCUGCUACUCUAAGAGUAGAAAUGGUAAGGUUAUUAGUACGCGUGAAACAGUAUUGUAAGAAUUGUAAAAGUCUAGCUACAAACUUGAUAAAAGGUGGCAAGUAAUGUACAGUUAAUUAGGUGUGACAUAAAAAAGCAGACAAAUCAAUCUUAGUAAUAAUAAUGAUAAAUAACACAAUAAUAUGAAAUAAAACACAUCCCCUGAAUAUGCACCAAUUGAUUCGAGACUUAGUAAUCUAAUAGCAUCUGGCCUGUUGGGUAAUAUGUGUUGAUCCAGGAUCGACCUCGUUUAGAAUCCCUAAUGCUCACUACUGACAAGUGUUAAACUUUAGUAAAACAACUAUCCAGUGCUUCUCAACUUACUGUCUGUUCACGAUAAAAAUUACUUUCAAAUCGAAAUCUUCUAAAUUAUGUAUAUUGAGUAAGCUGCUCAUUAUAGAACGCUAUGGCAUUUCCGUACUUGUUUGUGACCAGUAAAUCUUACUAAUGCUAUUGAAUACUGCAUACUAAUCAUACAAUGAAUCUCAUUGGGUAUAGUUGAUUGUCUGAUAAUCUAAUUCAUGUAUUGCAAUAUUUCUUCUAGGUCACUGUCCGUCGGUAUCGUAGUCCGAACAAUCGUAUUUGUCUGUAUAAUUCAAAGUCCAAACUUUUUGCCAAAAAGCUGCUUAAGCAAUAAAACAUUGACUGAAAGAAUGUUUUUGAGAAACUUAGAAUUACGAAGUUCUAGACAGACCAUUAAUACAGCUUUUCACUUUUGUAUUUCGCCCCUUGAAGCUGCAAUACUCCUUAUCUGGUGUCUAUACAUGGCUAAAUGCUCUAUAAAGCAUAUUAUUCGUUUAUCGUUAGCGUUGUAUUUCUUUCCAGAUCAGAACAUCUUAGUUAAUAUUCUUAUACGUGCAUAUUGUGAAUACUUCUUUUCUUUAUUUAGUGUUGAUUCACUGACAGUUGUAGUUAUUGUAAAUUAAUUAUUUUUGUCUCAUUCAUAUGAUCUGUUCGCAUACUUUUUAUUUAACUUAUCGUAUUAGAAUAUCAGAAAUUUAUACCGUUCAAAGGACAUGAGGAUAAAAUACCUGUCAGUAUUGAUGAUGUGCCACAGACAAUUAACAAUUCAUCCAAUACAAAAUUUCACGAUGAAACAUCGUUCAAUGAGCUGAAUGAAAAAAUAAGUAAUUUAACUGGUGCUACAGAAUCUGGUCUCGUCAGCGCUAUUUCUCAAAUAUCUGCAGUUCAAAAACGAAUUGAAGAUACGUUGAAUACACUAAGUCUAGUCACCACAAAUAAUCACGUUGAAAAAGAUAUCCGUGACAAAAAAUGUGCUGUUGUUCAUCCUGUAGAACAUUCUGUAGAAGAUAAAAAUGACCUUGAAGUUGAAAAUAAGGAUACAAUUGAUAAUGAGUCUGUGAGUUUACAAUCAACUACUCCAGAACCAACUGAUUCUAAGAAGAAGCGGAAGAAAAAACCAAAAAAGAAACAAUCGGAUUAGAAUUUUAUUUUAUUGUGGUGCUCAGUUAAUAUUGCAUAUUAAUGAUUUGUUGUAUUGACUCACACUUGCAUAUGAAUAUAAAUUUUGACUGUGGUGUUAUUUAAACGUGAAAAUUACAUUAAUAGUCGGCUCCAUGGUUUGCGCAUGGUAUUUUCAGUCAUAUGUCAGUUAGCCACGUUUAUUAUUACGUUAAAGUUUUAAAUUAGAUUUCUGUUAUCAAGAUAUUUAUGCAUAUAUUACUUCUGAAGUCUGGAAAAAUUAGGAUCCAUUUUUUUACGUUAUAAUUGAAGCACAGAUUGAAUUUGGAUAAGGUUUUAUUUCAAGCCGAAAUAUUAAAUACUCUUAACUCAGUUUGAUUCAUGUCCCUGUAAUAGCUGGUUUAGUAUAAUCCAAGGUGCUAUUUGAAGAAACCUAUGAAUCGCAACAGUGCACGGUAGUUUUGAUCUAUUUCAUAGUUUUGAUAUACUAACUAGAAAUAAUUUGAGGUGAAUCACUUACGUCAGUUAAUUUUUUUAAAUUUAUGAAUAAUCUCUGUAUUUUGUAUACAUAUUACGCUAGUGUAUUGUCGUUAACCUCUACGAUUAUAGUUUGUUGUCUGUUUAAGUGUAUUCACGCAUUUGCUCCUGAUCAAUGUGAACGACAUCCUGAAAUUUUUUAAAAGACACAUCAACUUUUGUUUAAAGCUUCUGAGAAGCAUUCAGCUUUUGACUUUAAUGAAAACUUGAUAUGUGUUUAUCAUUGAAAAAUAUAUUCUAUAUGUUUCAUGAAAAUGAAGUACAGAUUUCCUAAUUCAAAUAAUUAUUGAAGGCCUAUGUAUUACACCUCAUGAAAUACUGUGAAAUGAGUUACAAAUGUUUCAAUAAUGACUGUUUGCAUGAGAUAUGUUAUCAAAUGAAUUUUUAAGAUCUAUCAGAAUUAUUUGUCACAAACGAUGAACUUUAUAUUUGUUAAUAAGUACUGAUUUCUCUGAAUUUCGUACUUUCUUAUGGUACGUUUCGAACGUUCAUUUUAAAUACAAAUUCGUUGAUAAAACAAAUAAAUUAGGUUUGUAAAUAUUUAUGUGAUCAAUACCGGGAUAUUAAUCAUUUAGUGAGUUAACAAAGGUGAAAUUUCA